Bombus terrestris (buff-tailed bumblebee) is the source of this 2468-nucleotide messenger RNA. RefSeq names its product probable tRNA (guanine(26)-N(2))-dimethyltransferase (gene Trm1). The record is from RefSeq and is a predicted model, not a curated record. The coding region runs from base 870 to 2363 and encodes 497 amino acids. NCBI's taxonomy places the organism in Eukaryota, Metazoa, Arthropoda, Insecta, Hymenoptera, Apidae. The transcript has 2 exons. Gene Ontology annotation, molecular function: RNA binding. Gene Ontology annotation, biological process: tRNA N2-guanine methylation. Gene Ontology annotation, cellular component: nucleus.
CUUUAAAUACAAGUUGCAUCAUAGACAAUAUAUUCGUUUGUGGUUGCAUUACACUAAAAUUUUAAAAGUUUCAAUACCGUACAUAUUUUCGAGGUAGACAAUUUCUCUUAGACUUUGAAUUUACAAGUUAUCUUCGACUUCAAGAAAUUAAAACUGUUUCCAAUUUAAAAUUGAUCGAAAAAUACUUACACUGACAAAGUAUGGAACAAACGUGACAUUAACUGAGACUUUGCAUCUCAAGUUCUGAAAUACCGACCUGGAAAAAGAUCAGAGUGUUUCUUACACCCUCUGCGAUUUGCUAUGGCAAACAUAAGAGCUACAUUGAAUUCAAUCUUCACAGAUAAUAAAGCUAGUUGCUACAAGAAGAUCUUCAUUUGUUAAUAAAUAUCUUAUCAAGUUAGGCAGAUAGGAAGAUUCAUCUCUGAUAGAGAACGCUAAAAUCAGAGUUGAAUGUCUAAGCUGAUAUGGCAGUCACGAAAUAACCUCGCCGUGAUAAAAUGUAAUACCGACAAUAGGUAUAGCACAAUACUGUCAUCGCCUGGUGAAAUGCGAAAUUACAGUGUACAUCUAAUAACAAUUUGUUAUUGCAAAAAUAUAACCCAUUUAUGCACAUUAUCUAAUUUAAUGAUUAUAAAAUAUAUGAUAAUUAUACUUAACAAUAUCACAUUGACACCACUUGAUAUUUUAAAACAUAUUAAAUUUGUAUGUUUAUACUAGAGUAUAUACUAGAGUAUUAUACAGAAUGCUACGUAUUAGUCCACGUAACGUUUCACAGAUUAUAGCAAACAUAACCAAAAAAUUGCUUUGUUUAGUAUAUUGUUUAAUGUUUAAACACACACAGGUCUAAGAAUUGUGCGUUUUUAUAUAACAUGGAACAGUGUGUAAAAAAACCAAAAUUAGAUGUAAGUAUAAAGGAAGGAGAGGCAGAAAUUUUAGUUGACAAUACAAACGUAUUUUAUAAUCCUGUUCAAGAAUUUAACAGGGAUCUUAGCGUAGCUGUGUUAACAACUUAUAUAAAAGGUAUAAAGAAGCAACUAACAGAGACAGACACAGAAAAACAAGAUAGAAUUGUCAUACUGGAAGCUUUAUCUGCUACUGGUUUACGUAGCAUUCGGUAUGCCAAAGAAGUAAAAGGCAUAAAACAAAUCAUAGCCAAUGAUAUUUCUGCAAAGGCAGUUGAAAGCAUUAAAAAUAAUAUACAACACAAUGGAGUCGAAAAUCUUAUAAAACCAAGUCACGAAGAUGCAACAUUGCUCAUGUAUCAAAGUAAAAAGGACAAGUUUAACGUAAUAGAUUUAGACCCAUAUGGUUGUCCUACAAUGUUUCUGGAUGGCGCGGUACAAUGUGUAUCAGAUGAUGGACUGCUUAUGAUCACAGCUACAGAUAUGGCAGUAUUAGCUGGUAACUCCCCUGAAACUUGUUUUCUUAAAUAUGGAGCUAUCUCUUUAAAAUCUAAAGCGUGCCAUGAAAUGGCACUAAGAAUAUUAUUGCAAAGUAUUGCUUCACACGCAGGGCGGUAUGGUAGAUACAUAGUACCAGUACUUUCUAUAAGUGCUGAUUUUUAUAUAAGAGUAUUUGUUAAAGUAUUUUCCAGUCAAAUUAAAUGUAAAGAGAAUGCAACUAAAAUUGGAAUGGUAUACCAAUGCACAGGCUGUGAAAGCAUCAACACUCAACCAUUAUGUUAUAAGAAGCCUACCGGAGGCUACAAAUUAGCAUCUUUACCUUAUGUGGAUCAACUUUGUAAAAUCUGUCAGCAUAGACAACAUGAAGGGGGACCGAUAUGGUUAGGUCCUUUGCAUGACCAACAUUUUGUAUCUAAUCUUUUAUGUAAUUUAAACGAAAUGAAGUUGGCAACAUUAAAAAGAAUAGAAGGAGUUUUAAAUGUUAUUCGCGAAGAAUUAGACGUUCCAUUAUAUUAUACUCUUAGUCGUUUAAUGUCUAUAAUCAAAUGUAUUACACCGUCGAUGUUAACAUUUCGAUCUGCAUUAUUAAACGCAGGAUAUUGUGUAUCGUAUUCACAUGCCUGCAAAACAUCUGUAAAGACGGAUGCUCCAAAUGAAGUUAUAUGGGAUAUUGUACGUGCAUGGGAAAAAAAUAAUUCCGUAAAAAGAAAUAAACUACCAAGUGAUAGCCCCGCGAUAAGAAUAUUAAAGACACCAACGACAACAAACGUUUCGUUUGAUAUACAUCCUCUGGCCAAUCCAUUAUCUAGGCAAAACAAGCUAACGCGAUUUCAACAAAAUCCUACGAUCAAUUGGGGCCCUGGUACACGUGCAAGAACGAGAAUAGACUUAGAAAAUGGAGUAGAAAAUUCGAAAAAGAUAAGAAAUCAAAAUAAAAAUUCCAGAAAAGAAAAACCAUGAUCAACAAACGACACUGAGAAAAUAAAGCCUUUAUAAAGAUAUUUGUAUCUAUUCUUGUACCUAUACCGUAAAUUUUCAUUAAAAAUACAAGUUUAUAUAAACGAA